AUAGGACUUGAUUGAUUGAUUGAUUGAUUGAUUGAUUGAUUGAUUGGCGGUUGGCAUUAGUGGAUGGGUGGCGACGGAUAUGGGCAAAAAAAAAAAAAAAAAAAAGUGGGGGUUCCGACGUCUGAAACGAGGGGAGUCAACUUCGCGGCGAGACGGAGGAGGAGGAGGAGGGGGAGGAGGAGGAGCGGGAGGAGGAGGAGGAGGAGGAGGUCCCGGUAGAGGAGGCGGAAGAGGUCCUGACAGAGGAGGGGGAGGAGGAAGAGGAAAAGGAGGAGGGAGAGGAGGUCCGGAUCCAGGAGGAGGAGGAGGUCCUGAUAGAGGAGGAGGAGGAGGUCCCGAUAGAGGAGGAGGAGGUCCCGAUAGUGGAGGAGGUCCCGAUAGAGGAGAAGGAGGAGGAGGAGGAGGAGGAGGAGGAGGAGGAGGAGGAGGAGGAGGGGGGCGGAUGAGGUGGAGGCGCAUGCAUCCAUCCCGACCGACGAAUCAAUCAAUCAAUCAAACGGAGAAGGAGGAGGAGGAGGAGGGGGAGGAGGAGGAGGUCCCGGUAGAAGAGGAGGUCCCGAUAGAGGAGGUCUCGAUAGAGAAGGAGGACAAGGUCCCGAUAGAGGAGGAGGAGGUCCUGGUAGAGGAGGAGGAGGCGGAGGUCCCGAUAGAGGAGGAGGAGGAGGUCCCGAUAGAGGAGGAGAUCUUGAUAGAGGAGGAGGAGGCAGAGGUCCCGAUGGAGGAGGAGGAGGAGGAGGAGGUCCCGAUAGAGGUGGAGGAGGUGCCGAUAGAGGAGGAGGAGGCGAAGAUCCCGAUAGAGGAGGAGGAGGAGGAGGAAGAGGAGGAGGAGGAGGAGGAGAAGGAGAAGGAGGACGAGGUGACGAGGAAGAAGAAGAAGAAGAAGAAGAAGAAGAAGAAGAAGAAGAAGAAGAAGAAGAACAAUAGAAGAAGACGACGAGGACAACGAGGAGGAGGAGGACGACGAGAGACGAUGGCGGGAGAGGAGGAGCAGGGCUGACGACGAAGAGGCCUACCUAGAGAUGGUGUUGACGAUGGCGGCGUUGGGGUGCCACGUCCGCGCCAGUGCACACACGCGCUCGUCGACACGAUGGUCGCAGUGUA
Molecule: messenger RNA, 1101 nt
Organism: Chara braunii
Lineage: Eukaryota; Viridiplantae; Streptophyta; Charophyceae; Charales; Characeae
Source: the annotation of a GenBank genome assembly